CUCUUCCCCAUCCUCCAGAAGAAAAGGACAAAGUCAAAGUAUUCAGCGACACGCAGGCUUCUGCUAAAGACCAAAUUGCUGAGAAAAGCAGAAAGUUUGCUGGUGAUAGAAAAAGAGCAAAAAAGCAUCGAAAGAGAAAACGCCCUCAGGGAGAGAGCGCCACCCCUCAAACUUUCCGGCCUUUCCGUUCAAGAACUGCAGGACCUUUGUAAAGAUCUGCACCAGAAGAUCGAUAUUGUGGAUGAAGCCAGAUACGACCUGACUAUAAAAGUUGCCAGAAAUGAAGCAGAGAUUCUGUCACUAACCCAGAAGAUUUAUGAACUGAAGGGCAAAAUGAAGCGACCGAACCUGAAGCGGGUGAAGAAGUCAGCAGAUGCCGUGCUGGGAGCGCUCACGGACAACAGAGUCACGAAAGCGGACUUUAAAGCCAACCUCAAAACAGUGAAAAAGGAAGAGGAAAAGAAGGAAGAGGUCACGGACUGGAGGAAAAACGUGGAGGCCAUGUCAGGCAUGGAAGGCAGAAAGAAACUGUUUGACGCCGGGCAGUAGAUGAAAGCGUGCGACAUAUCUCCAUCCGAACACAGGCCUGCUAGAAAACGACCUAUGUUCAUGGUUUCCAUCACAAUUCCCAUUAAAUCCAUUAGGAUGUAUGUGAUGGUUUCUAUUGCUUAUUUUCUUCUUCAUAUAACAGUGACAGUUAGAAUUUUAAUCACCUAGAAUAUCACAUGGUAAAUUAUUCAUUUAUUUGGUCGAUCAGCUGUGGCUCGCUUGCAAUAUUAAUUUUGUGAUCACUGCGAUAAUAAAAACACGUGGGCACCGUCUGUAGAGAAGCAAAAGAUAAUAUAAACUAAUAUUCAUAUCGACUGUGUAAAUAUUGGGUUCAUAGUCUGUGUUGAUUGAAACAAAUAAGGUUACCCUUGGUUGAAGAGCGUGCUCAUUUUAUUACCACUUUGUAGUGUACAAACGUAAAGGGUUUCAUUUUUAAUAAAAUCGUAUCGAGUGAA
This is a messenger RNA of Triplophysa dalaica, 1004 nucleotides long. RefSeq names its product troponin I4a (gene tnni4a). NCBI's taxonomy places the organism in Eukaryota, Metazoa, Chordata, Actinopteri, Cypriniformes, Nemacheilidae. Gene Ontology annotation, cellular component: troponin complex. The annotation marks the transcript as partial. Gene Ontology annotation, biological process: muscle contraction. The record is from RefSeq and is a predicted model, not a curated record. The transcript has 5 exons.